AACACCGGAUUUUCGGGGGCUUUCCAACGUGGAGGCAGAAGGACGCGCAUUCCUGCAUUGUCCCGAUUGACACGCACCUGCCAGAGACUGUUCGGCCAACAAAAGAAGUCAUGUACAUGGGUAACAGUGGAAUGAGGUCGUGGGAGAACCUCAGAUGGUAAAUCGCCGACUCGUCACAGUGACAGUGCUAUUUGCUACUAGUCAUUCCACACUCCGCUGUUUACCGAAAUGAAGGUGCUGCUGUUGAUGGUGUUUUGGCUGCAACUGGUAGCGAGCGAGGACGUCGUGGUGACGACGGUGUACGGACAACUCCGAGGCAGUCGGGAAAAGUUCGGGGAGAAAUACGUGGACACAUUUAAAGGCAUUCCUUUUGCGCAGCCACCCACCGGACCUCUUAGGUGGGUUUCCCCUCGUGACGUAUCUCCGUGGAGCGGAGUGAGGGAUGCCACAUCGUAUGGCCCGGCCUGUCCGCAACCCGACAAGACACAGCCUGGGGUCAACGUAACUCUCGACGAAGACUGCCUCUAUCUGAAUGUGUUCGCUCCGCAGGUGACAGCGCGUAAACCGGUCGAUCGAUCACACAUGGACUCAAAUAUGACGUAUCCCGUGAUGGUGUUCAUCCAUGGUGGGGCGUAUGUGUCCGGGACCGGGGCCAUCUACGACUCUACGGUGAUAGCGCUGAGAGACGUUGUCGUUGUCACGAUCAACUACAGACUAGGAGUGCUGGGGUUUUUGUCGACCGGAGACAGUGCGGCCCCUGGUAAUUUCGGAAUGCUGGACCAAGUCCUUGCGCUCCAGUGGGUAAAGAAAUGCAUCUCCAGUUUUGGUGGAAAGCCUAACCAAGUGACUAUCUUUGGAGAAAGUGCAGGUGCUUCCAGUGUGUCUCUACACCUCAUAUCUCCUUUAUCCAAAGACCUAUUCAACGCGGUUAUCUGUGAAAGUGGAGUUUCGUUGACGCCGUGGGCUAUUGCCACCAAAACCGACAGUCUACCUCCAAGGAAGCGAGCGGAAAUGUUAGGCCAAGAUCUCGGGUGUCCUGAUACGACCUCGAGUUCUAAACUAGUCGGAUGCUUGAGAUCAAAGACGGCGGAUGCCCUGACUGAAGCUGGAAAGACAAUACCACCGUCUCCAAGUCGUUUAGAGUGGAGUCCUGUAGUCGAUUCUGUUUCAUCACCUACUGAUUCGUUUUUGCCCGAAAACCCCCAAGCUCUAGUUAAGAAGGGUAUGUCUGCUAAGGUGCCUGUAAUCAGAGGUAUCAACAAAGAUGAAGAUUCCAAUGAUCUUGCUAGUAUACCUGGAAUAGAGAAAGGAAUGACACUGGACUACUUUAAGAAUUUAAUUCAUGAUUUCGCCAAGAACCGAUACAGGUCAAACCAUGGGAAAAUAGAGGAAGCCAUCAGGCAGAUUUACAUCCCUCCAAACAUGACGGACCCUGUAGCAGUCAGGUCGUCGUGUAUUCAGUUUUUAAGUGAUCACGACUUUUUCGCCCCCACUGACUUGGAGACGAACCUGAACGCUAAACUACAGACGGACAACCCCAUCUUUCUGUACGAGUUUGCAUACAGGGCAGAACACGACCCGUCACCGAAAUGGACUGGUGUACCUCAUACCGCGGAACUGCCAUACGUAUUUGGAAUUAUGUUUUCCAAACGGAAGUUGACACCACAGAAAUGGACAGAGAAGGAUAAACAGAUGAGCAGUGCUAUUAUUAAAAUGUGGACAAAUUUUGCAAAAUAUGGGUAA
Gigantopelta aegis is the source of this 1743-nucleotide messenger RNA. RefSeq names its product neuroligin-4, X-linked-like. The record is from RefSeq and is a predicted model, not a curated record. The transcript is spliced from 9 exons. Gene Ontology annotation, molecular function: signaling receptor activity; neurexin family protein binding. Lineage: Eukaryota; Metazoa; Mollusca; Gastropoda; Neomphalida; Peltospiridae. Bases 229 to 1743 code for a protein of 504 amino acids. Gene Ontology annotation, cellular component: synapse; cell surface. Gene Ontology annotation, biological process: modulation of chemical synaptic transmission; neuron cell-cell adhesion; postsynaptic membrane assembly.